Molecule: messenger RNA, 1032 nt
Organism: Durusdinium trenchii
Lineage: Eukaryota; Dinophyceae; Suessiales; Symbiodiniaceae
Source: the annotation of a GenBank genome assembly
AUGCUCGCCGUGCGACGCGCCGCGGUCCGAUCGCGCCUUCCACUGGUCGCUUGGACGGGCACACUUCGGCCACGCGGCACGAGUGACGAGGUGGAGUUGAUCUGCCUGCCCAACGCCGUGGACCGCUACGGCACCGGCGAUGCCGUCGUGAAGCUCUCGGUGAGCGGUACGAAAUUCCUCACCUUGCGUUCCACUUUGGCGCACUCACCGGUCUUGGAUGCCAUCGUCACUUCAGCCAUUCACAACGAGGAGCUCUCCAACGAUGGUGCGAUCUUCAUUGAUCGGGACCCCAAGCACUUUCCCGUGAUCCUGAACCACUUGAGAAGCAAAGCAGAAGGACGACAGACGUUCAAAAACCCCUGCAAGUGGUCCUGCAAGGAGGGGCAUUCGGUGAUGUUGCCCAAGGACCCCAGCGAGCUCCGCGACCUCUUCAUCGAGGCGGAGCACUUCGGCCUCCCAGAGCUCCGUGGCCGGAUUCUGAAGAAGCGGAAGGUGGCGCACAUGGUGAGCCUCUUUUCAGGGAGCGCAGGGAAUCCGUUCGACCUGGCGGCACGGAGCUUGUCCACCCUUCGCAACAUGGCCUUGGUCGGCGCCACCACCGCCGCGAGUGGCAUGGCGCUGCUGCAGCAGCUCAGGGAGACCGAGGUGCCGAAGACGCCCACGCAAGCGCUGGAGACCUUGAAGUCCUUCGAUCGAUUGGAAAAGGCCACCAAAGACCGCUUCUCGGACGUCCUCUACUUGGACCCCAGUGGGAAGCGGGUCGAAGAGGCGGCCGCGAGCAACUUCUUUUGCGUCACCAAGGACGGCAAGCUGAAGACUCCAGCCUUGGGGACCAUUCUGGCUGGAGUCACCCGAGAUUCGAUCUUGCAACUGGCGAGGCGUUUGGCCACGCAGAGCGACUUGAUCAACUCCGUGGAGGAGACGAGCAUCACCUUGGAUGAGAUCCUCCAGGCCAAAGAAGCCUUCGUCACUGGCACGGCGGCGGCGGUGACGCCCGUGGGGCAUGUGGCCUCUGUGCUUUGCCAAGACUGA